AGAAACGAGUGGAAGGUGGAAGUAAGAUUAGCCUCUGUGGCUGGGCACCGAGUCAUUUAUCUAGCAUACAAACGCUGUUGUGAUUCCUGAUAUCUAUCACGCGUACAUGUACUCGCCAGAAGACAAAGCUCCGACCUUAUAUUCUGGCAGUAAGGUGACUGCUGAGGUUUAUAUCUACUUUUCUCCGGGCAUGAGAAGUAACGCUAGCUAGCGGUAGCAGUCCCUCCUCAUCGUGUUACUAGCCACUCAGCUACUUUGACAGCAGCUGUCUUUCCAUUGAUUCUGCCGACUUUCCUACAAACAUGCCCAUUCAACUGACAAGUCAGGCUUACUGUAAAAUGCUUUUACACGCUGCCAAGUACCCGCACAGCGCCGUGAAUGGAUUGCUGGUGGCGGAAAAAACGAAGGAGAAAAAGAAAGACAGCCACAGUGAUCCUGUCUUGUGCGUGGACUGCGUGCCUCUGUUUCACGGCACUCUUGCUCUGGCACCAAUGCUAGAAGUAGCUCUAACGUUGAUUGACACUUGGUGUAAAGAGAACAACUACAUCAUUGCCGGAUAUUAUCAAGCUAAUGAACGCACGAAGGAUUCAAGACCAAACCAAGUUGCAGAAAAAGUGGCUGCCAGGAUUUCUGAGAACUUCAGCGACACAGCAAUUGUUAUGGUGGACAGCAGUCGAUUAACACUGAGCUGUUUUGAGCCCAUUGUACUUAUCUAUGAUCAUCAUGAAAACAAAUGGAAAAACAGAGAAGUGACUUCUGACUCUUUUGAGGACUGGAACGAAGCACAGAAGAUCACUUCUGCUCUGCUCGAGAGCAGGUCCUACGAGAACUUGAUCGACUUUGAUAAUCACUUGGAUGAUCUAAGAAACGACUGGACGAAUCCUGUCAUUAACAAGUCCGUCCUGGAUCUGUGCUAAGGCCUUCUGUCAGGAGUCUGCCGGAUGCACACACACACAAAUAUUGCUGCCAUUUCAGCAUGCAUGAUGCUACUAAUUGCGUAGCAACAGAAGUCCAAAAAUGCUGAACUCAUAGUCUGUGUUCCAUCAAAAGGCUCCCGCACAGACGGGAGCUUGCGGAGCGCCGACCAGUUAGGCCAAAAUCUCUCAAGGGCAAGCACCAUACGUGCACUGUUGGCCUGUGUCCACCUUUACACGGUGUUGCUGAGGUGAUGAAGGCAAAUAUGUUUUUGAAUGCAACUUAAAUGUUUUUUUUUCCUGCAAUGGUUUGUGUUUAUUCAUAGUUAUGUGCAAAAAAAAAAGAAAAAAAUUAAGUUCGUAAGUAUUUGAUUUCUACAUUUACUCUUAAAUUUUGCAGCCGGUAGCCAUACAGAGAUCAAGUUCUAAAUUAUUACAAACUUUAGGUGAUGAUUGUACUGCUAAGAUGUGAUAUAUGUUCUUAUUAAAUUUCUAGUUUGUUUUAAAUCCCCAAAACAAAAUUCACACAUAUAAGUGUACUCUGAAUAUGUUUGUUGGCAGUUUCAUUUAUAUAAAAAAAAAACUAUUGAUGAUAAAGAGCCAGAGAUACGGGAACCUCAAAGCUUUGUCCUGUUCGACUGCAACCAACUCAAGUCUUUCUGUGAAUGCACCAGCAGGGACAAAAGGGACGCUCGACUCAAGAGGUGCGACUUUUAAGUGGCUCGUGCUUAGACAGUUGUUUCUAUGAUGCAUGUCUCCUCUUAUUGUGUGCUUAAGAAUGUUAUUCUGGAUGAUGAUGAUAUUACAUGUGUGCGUUUUUGAUUUACGGUUUGCAAGAUUUGUUCGAAACACUCAAGCCGAUCACAGGAAUGUGUGAAUUUUGUUUUGUGUUGGACAUCCGUUUUAAGAAAUAGAUAAUAGUAUGUAUUUAUACUUUAUUGACCACUCUGAAUCUAACUAUUUAUAAAGGAAUAGUUUAAAAAAAACAACUAAUAUUUAUUGUGAGGCUAAAGAAUCAGCUUUGUAUUUGAAAUUAGAGUUAAUUGGUUAGAGCUAAAAACAAUUGUGUGGAUAUCACAUUUUUUUACAGGAAUUUACUGAACUGAAUGUACAAUGAAACUGAUUUUUGAAAGGAUCUAACUUCUUGCCAGACUCGUUUUAUGUCAUUUGUGGACUUAUUUUGCUAUGUGUCUUAUACCACGGCCUUGACAGUUAAAGGAAAAGGGUUGGAAACAGUCACUGGGGUUGUUGCAGCUUAAUGAUUUAGCUUUGUCUGGUUGGAAAACUGCCUGUCAAAGGUUGUGUUUAUGGAACAUGUAUGUCAAGGUCACGUGGGAUCGUUAACAGAACGGAGAACAAUAUGGAAGACAUUUUCUAUGUCAGUUUGCCAGACGAAAUUUAUAAUAAACAUUUUUAUGUAACUAACAUUGUGAAGUAAAAAUACAGAAAACC
Messenger RNA from Stegastes partitus (bicolor damselfish), 2366 nucleotides. RefSeq names its product ER membrane protein complex subunit 8 (gene emc8). The transcript is spliced from 5 exons. The record is from RefSeq and is a predicted model, not a curated record. NCBI's taxonomy places the organism in Eukaryota, Metazoa, Chordata, Actinopteri, Pomacentridae. The coding region runs from base 303 to 917 and encodes 204 amino acids. Gene Ontology annotation, cellular component: EMC complex.